This is a messenger RNA of Fusarium odoratissimum NRRL 54006, 2357 nucleotides long. RefSeq lists its product as uncharacterized. The record is from RefSeq and is a predicted model, not a curated record. The transcript has 2 exons. NCBI's taxonomy places the organism in Eukaryota, Fungi, Ascomycota, Sordariomycetes, Hypocreales, Nectriaceae. The coding region runs from base 20 to 547 and encodes 175 amino acids.
CCUCACACUAGAACAAGAAAUGGUCCAUCUCGCACCAGAGCAACACGUCCGCGCAAUCCUCCUCGCCCUUCUCGACGACCGCUCCGUCAAAGCCCGCGCCCUAAACCACUACCGCGCCCUCAAAGCCGCUGACAAUCCAGUGACCGGCCUCAAGCGCAAAGCCAUGAACGACUUGUUUGUCUGUGUUCAGUGUGACCAGGCGUUUACGCACGAAGAUAACACUGAGACGUCGUGUCGUUACCAUCCAGGGGAACUUGAAGUUGACGACACAGAGGAUUUCUGGGCGGAUCAUGAUGAGGAUUGUCAUGGGGAGAUUGAUACGCCUGAGAUGAGAGAGGAGAUGCCUGAUGGAUUCCGAUGGACAUGUUGCGACAAAUUAGGUGGACGAAAAGGUUGUACCAAGGGAAAACAUCAAGCUGAUCCGGCAAAGUCGCAGAGAGGUGGAAAUGUCCCGUCUGGCGGUGACCUGAGGAAGAACAAUGGCGAACAUUUACCUGUUUCAGAUGAGGACAGUGAAGAGGAAGAAGAAGACGACGAGGAAUAUUGAUUCAAUCCAAUUGUAUAAUUCGAAAAUAAAUCUACAUCUCUAACAUCCAAGCAAGUAUAUCUUCAGUCUUAAAACCGUGUCAUUCAAUACGUAAACGAGAUCCCCAAACUCCCAACCUAUGGAUGAUUGAUAUUGCACAACGCGAUAUUGCCACAACAUCUCCUCACGAAAUGAACAAAGAUACACACAGAGAGAGAUUAUAAAUACCAAGAGACAAGAGCCCUGCUGAAUCAUACAUAGCCCCUGGCCUUUGACAAAUAUUACAUGGCAUAAAAUGUUGCAGAUAGUCUUGAGUCCUAAAAUGACCCGGGCUGUAUCGUUAGCCGUGCCAAUCACCCGGUACUCCUUGCGCCUGAAUGCACUUCAAAUAAUCUGUUUCCUCCUCUGCCAUGCCGAAUAAAUGUGCCCCCGUGACGAUAUCUGGUGUCACUAUCAUCCUCCGUCUUUCCAAGAACAAAAGUCAAUGUGAAACUGUCACACCCCAGGCCCGUGGUCUUUAAGUCAUCUAUGUUGUUCAAACAUAAAAGGAAGCUCUGAAGAGUGCCGCCGCAGAGGUGUUGGUCUUGGCGACACUGUACCAUCGAGGCUAAAACGCUUGGGUGUUGUUGUUCCUGAACCAUCGGCUGAGUCUAUAUCAUUGGGCUCCUAUACCCCCAUGACAGGAACCUUCUUGUUUCGCUUGCCCAGAAGGGUAGCGUUGUCCAGGUUGAGCUCGAAUGCUCCUCGCUGGCGAUUGCGCUCACGGACCUGCUGUCGAGCGGCCGCGGCGACUGUUGCCGAAUGUUGGCCGUAACCUCUUUCAGCACGCUCCCGCUCACGACCCCGAGAUUGUUGCUGUUGCUCUUGAUCUCGGAUGUUGGCCUUUCGCAUACUUUGCUCAAGGGCCUGAGUCGCUGCGUUAGGCUUGGCAGCGGUGUUAUCUUGACCAUCGAUCUGCAUGACAUCAUCGUCUUCAUCUUCCUCGUUGAGGCCUCCGAGGAAGCGCGCUGGUGUGCCCUUGGGGCCGAUCUGCGCUCUUCGCUUGCCCUCUUCCUCCUGACGAUGAACAGCAUAACCGACAUCAAAGACCUCACGCAGGUUCACAGCGCCAGGAGAUCGGAAGUCGUAUCGCUUGCCAGACUCUUCGAAUUUCGUAGCAUCAAAGGCCCGGAGCAUGCCAUCAGACUUCUUCAUCUCAUCUCGAGGAGUAGGUCCGUUUCCGGCGAUCCAUGGGUGAGCGAGGAACUCGGUAAUCGUAAAUCGCUUCUCAGGAUCCACAGUCAAGAGAUGGCUGAUAAGAUCCUGGGCAGACUUUGAGAUCUCGUCCCACCAUGGCGACAAGAAAGUGUACUGGCCCUUGGCGACUUUUUCAGUAAGCACCUCGAUACUCUCAUCAUAGAAUGGUGGGAAACCGCAAAGCAGAGUGUAUAGCACACAUCCUAGAGCCCACAUAUCGACUGACUUGGAGUAUCGCUCGUCCUUUACGAUCUCGGGUGCUGUGUAGCCAACAGUUCCACAGGGCGUCAUGGUCUGGUUAUCCCAGACAAUCUUGGAGAGACCGAAAUCGGCGAUCUUGAUGCGACCAAUACCACCGGCACCUUGGCCGGGAAUGAACUCGCCCUCGUCAACCUUGUCCUCAUCGCCAGGCUGUUUGGGUUUCGGGUGCUUAGAAGGCACCAUAGGAAUGGGCUCAAACAGAAUGUUCUCGGGCUUGAUGUCACUGGUAGGGAUGUUAGUGAUGAUUCCAAGGCCGUGCAGAGGCGAAUGACGUCAGGAGGGGCAUCACCACUUCUGACAUCAAGCGGCCCAAAAAGAGUCAUGACAUACCGAU